CACACUAAUCUUACUGGUCUGGUAAUCGCUCCACGACGUACUUGCGAGCUUGAAUAUACAUGAUCGGCACGCCCGGGAUCUUCCGCAGCCGCUUCUUCAAAUCCUUGUCGCACGUCGCCACGAUGAAACAUCUAUGGACCCGACAGUGCUCCACGAUAUCAUCAUCGGCAUACGUGCCUCGUUUCAAAUACGAAGGCAUCCUGAGGAAGCGCGGGUCCUUCGCGAGCCUUAAAGCCAAUCGGUACUUCGUGCCCAGCUUCUCGAGCUCCGCCAUGACGCUAUCUAGUAUGACAGGAACACAUUUCGCCAGCAAACAGUCGGUCAUGCCCUUGACCAGAUCGAUCUUAUUUUUGAUCGAAAAGUUGAUGAAGUUCGUGUCCACGAUCACGUGGAAGGGCGGCCCCAGGCCCGUGUUGUGCGCGAAGAACAUGGAGGCCGGCGUCUGGUCGACGUGGCGGUCCGCCUGCUUCUUCUUUUUCUCCUCUUUUUUUUUGACGCGGUCCUGCUUGUCCUUGAGGCGCGGGUCGUGCUUCGGGUUCACGGUGCGCUUGAUGGCGCGGACUUUGGCAGCGCGGAACUUCUUGGCCUUGCCCAUCGUUACGCUGGAACUGUUUGGCGCACGCGGCGUCGCGUUGCACACUCUGUGCAAGUGGCAGCAGCAGCAAUUACAAGCCUGCUAUCGGGUGGCGGGAGCAAACGACUGGCGCAAAGCGGUGCCCACGUAGUGCAGUGAUGCGUAGGCGUGUGCUGACGAGCAAUGCGCCGUCUACGCAGUCGUAAGCCAAGCCGUGUGUGUGCA
This is a messenger RNA of Pelagomonas calceolata, 799 nucleotides long. Lineage: Eukaryota; Pelagophyceae; Pelagomonadales; Pelagomonadaceae. The record is from the annotation of a GenBank genome assembly.